CCGGUUGUGACCAUAAGGUGACAUCCACCAGUGGCACCAUCACCAGCCCCAACUGGCCUGACAAAUACCCAAGCAAAAAGGAGUGUACCUGGUCUAUCUCUAGCACUGCUGGGCACCGUGUCAAACUGACCUUCUCAGAGUUGGACAUUGAGUCCCAGCCAGAAUGUACCUAUGACCACCUGGAGGUAUAUGAUGGGCGUGAUGCCAAAGCCCCUGUCCUGGGCCGCUUCUGUGGGAGCAAGAAGCCUGAACCCGUCCUGGCCACUGGAAAUCGCAUGUUCCUGCGCUUCUUCUCUGACAACUCUGUCCAGAGAAAAGGUUUCCAGGCUUCCCAUUCCACAGGUGGGGGCCAGGACUUGGUUUAGAGGGAGUGGGUCUAGGGUCCAGCACCCUCAACCAUUUACUCCUUCCUCCAUUUGUUCAUUCUUUCAUUUAACCACUUUCUGUAGGGUAUUGCACUUGAUACUAUGAGAAAUGCCAGCUAUAACAACACAGGCUCUGACCUUCAAUAGCUCACAGCUUAAUCAAGGAACCAUAACACGUAUCUACACCUAAGAAAACAACUAAUGUACCAAAUAGCAAAUAAGGGCUAGAAUCAGUAAGUUUUUCUAAGGUUUCAGACAAGAAAAGGGUUCACUGGGUUGAAAUGAUCCCGGAAAGAAGUCAGGCCCCUGUAGGAUCAUGAGACAUUGGGGGAAGGCAAAGUAGUCCCUCUGUGCAUACAAAGGUAAGGGACUCUCAUGCUAGCCUUGCUGGAGCCAAUUCAGUCAGGUGGACAGAGUAAACAAUGAACGAUACCCUUGGUAGAAAUAGUAAGCACUAUGAGAGAAUUCAAGAGGGGACAUCUUUGUGGGCUGGGAUGUCAGGGAAGGCUUUCUGAAGGUAGCUGCUGGAGGUGAAAGGACUGACCUUGAAAUCUCUCUGCAGAGGGGGCCAGAAGGGUAUUGCUGCCAGUUAGCUGUGUGGAGGCAGGGGUGUUGCAUGAUCCCUACUGAGAGAUCGACUACUGAGUAGGUCUACAGUAGUCCCCAGUUGUUCAAGGUUGACCCUUUGCAGAGGCUUAAAAUGCCUACUUAAUAUGUGUACUGACUGAUUCACACAUAUGCUUUCCCCCUCUUCCCUUUGCAAUUUAGACCCCUCUCUCUCAUUUCCUUUUUGGGGGAUUUGUCACUUCUCUGCUCUCAGCCCUUUACCCUAUUUGCAUCAGCAGUGACUCGGUUUCUGGCUGUGCACAAGGGGAAAUCUGCCACAAGUAGCAAAGUGGUGGGGGGAGGGGAA
Molecule: messenger RNA, 1278 nt
Organism: Gracilinanus agilis (Agile Gracile Mouse Opossum)
Lineage: Eukaryota; Metazoa; Chordata; Mammalia; Didelphimorphia; Didelphidae
Product: bone morphogenetic protein 1-like
Exons: 2
Source: RefSeq, a predicted model, not a curated record